This is a messenger RNA of Strongylocentrotus purpuratus (purple sea urchin), 7739 nucleotides long. It is a transcript of the gene arhgap6, whose product is annotated as rho GTPase-activating protein 6. Lineage: Eukaryota; Metazoa; Echinodermata; Echinoidea; Camarodonta; Strongylocentrotidae. The transcript is spliced from 9 exons. The coding region runs from base 32 to 2452 and encodes 806 amino acids. Gene Ontology annotation, biological process: signal transduction. The record is from RefSeq and is a predicted model, not a curated record.
CUGCUGUUGGCAGAGCGUUACUGGGAGAAGGAUGCAACUCAAGUCUGUUGACAUUGCGGACAGUUCGGAGAUCGAGAGACGUCAUUUGCAAAAGGCCGCAUAUCACAGACUCCAAGCUUACAAUGUAGGCCCCAUCAUCUUGCCAAGAGAUCCCCUACAGAAGCGCCCUAAGAAGGGCGGACUGCUUCGAUCGGGGAGACAGCGAACCUCGAGCUUUCUGGAUAGCCUCAGGGAUAUGACAAGGGAUAACAAAGAUGCCAACUCGGCGCCAUUGGUUUUCGGCAUUGCCCUGGAGAAGUGCAUCCGAAACGAUCGUGAGAUGAGGUUAUACGAGGCAAAUAAGCAGAGAGAAAGGCGGGAAAGUUUGGAUUUAGCCCAACCCCUUCUGAACCCGUCAACCCUCAACCAUCUUACUGAACAUUCCAUGGCGAGUUCGAACAAGCUGGCCCGUUCUAUCAGUUCCCCAUCGUCAUCACGCAAUCGAAACCCCGCCGUCAACUCGGAAUCCAACGCCACGCUACUGGACGCGCUCUCCCUCUCCACCGCGGCGAUGGACGAAUGCCGGCAGAUCCGUCGCAAGAGUCUGGCGCCGCUGGAACCCCAGGUCCCGAGGUUGGUGUCCCAAUGCUUCAGGCACCUGGAGAAGCACGGGGUUCAAGUCAUAGGCAUCUUCAGGGUUGGCGGAUCAAAGAAGAGGAUUCGACAGUUACGUGAAGAAUUGGACGUGGGUGACCUGAUUCAGUUAAGUAGCUCGAUAUCCCCUCAUGACGUGGGGGCGCUGUUGAAAGAAUACUUCCGUGAUCUGCCCGAACCCCUGCUCACGAGAGAACUCUACACCGCAUUUGUAGGAACAGCCAAAUUAUCCAACUCACUGGAGCAGCAAAAGGAAGCACUUCGACUUCUUGUAUACCUCUUGCCCAUUGCACAUCGAGACACACUGAGGGCGCUCUUGUCUUUCCUGCGCACCGUCGCCGCGCAUUCCGCCGACGUCAUAGAUGCGGACGGUCACGAGCAACAAGGAAACAAGAUGGACUCCAUCAACCUGGCCACGCUGUUCGGUCCAAACAUCCUGAGACGGACCAAAUCGGGCGAGUUGAAGGGCGACGCCGCCGACCACAUGGAGGAGAACCGUGACGUCAUCCAGGUGGUACAGCGGCUCAUCGACCAUCACGACGAGAUGUUCAUGGUCUCAGGGGAAAUGCAUGACGAGGUUCUCCGUAGACUUCAAGAUAUGGAUUCUGAAGCACUGGACUAUCUUCUAAACAAGAGGCUUCGUGGAUUAAGUUCGGAGGAGGCUGAAGAGACUCAGCCAUCGGAGCCAAUGGAAGCUAAAGUAGCUGAGGAUGACGGCGAGUUCCAUAUGUCACAUUCUGAAAAUAUCCUAGAACUGCAUGAAUGCAACAGCAUGAGUUCGGACAUUUUCGAGUCUUCGGACGACAGUUGUUUGGAGACACGCAAAGGAAGCCCACGGGCUCAUGAAUGGCUUCUUAGAGGGUCCGUAAAAGUGAGCGCCGAAGUGGCUCGGCAGAAGGCUAGCUCGUUACCGCGCGCGGGAUCUGCUGGUGCAAGGACUAAUGCGCGCAGAAACAAUAUGCUAGCCGAUUGUGAUGAAGUGACAAUGUUGGAUGCGUAUACUCUAUCGGAACAUCCCGAUGAGCAAAGUGAGCAAGAUGUUAGCGAAUGUGCUUCGGCGGAUUCCUCUCAAGAACAACCGACCGGAGGAAUUGAAUUUAGUGCCCCACCCCGAACAUCGCCCUCGGCCCACCGCCCACCACCUCGCCUUGUUAUCCCGCAACAUAAGGGUUUGUCCAAUAGCCGCAGCCCCUCGCCGAAAACGUUCCGCGUCACGUCGUCGAGUCCGCGUCAGCGUUCUGUGUCACAACCGCCCGAGUACGGCAGUGUCAAGCCUGGUAGCUCCAAGAAAGAGAGUGAUAUUUGGAUCCCUGUCUUUGAGAUGCAGCCCACAGGCCUGUACUCGCCGCAGAUGCCUAGGCGGUCGUAUCUAGAGCGGUCGCAGUGGUUUGAUAACUCCGAGGUCAACAACAACUCCGUUGGAAAUCGAGAACCGCCGCAGGAGCCGAAGCCGCGAACAUUAUCGCCGUCGGAGGAAGUCGGUCUAAAGACAAUCAACACCACUGUUACACCUACUCACAUCGAGUGGUCAGUGAGUGACGUAGGUAAGGUGCGAAGCAAUAGCGAGGUUAGCUCACCUCCUAGCUCUGCUUGGUUCACGCCUCCGAGCACUCCUGAUACGCCAAGAAGCACGGAUGCCGCAGAGGGCAGGGGUACGCCGCCAAGGGACACCAUGGUGGGCAACCCAGGUAGGACGUCACUGGCGAUGACGCGUACGUCUUGGGACGCAUCGGCCGAUGAUGAGGAGUGGGUCAAACGGUGGGAAUUCCUGACCUCUGAUGAAGAUGGUGAAUUCUGGGGCCAGGAAACGUUGGUGUAAGACUCCUUCAUUGGAACCUCAUCCUAUAUACCAGGCACAGUCUCAUCCACAAAGAAUAGAGAAAUCUCGAAUGGAUAGCGAAUGUUCGGCAGCGACGCGUUUGGACGCGAAUGAGAAAUCGUCAUCGCCAGGAAAUUAAUUUGCCUUUGGAUAUCUUUGAAAUGCAUCGUCGAAACGGGAAUAAACCCUGCAACCCUUUGAGUAGAUCACGUUUCCUAUACCUCUGCCAUAACCCCACACCUUUAAAAUCAACCUCAUGACAAUCAAUUCUAUCAAAGCCCCUCCCCCUUUAUCGAAAGGAACUGUCAAUGAUGUAAGAAUGUUACCCUUUUUCUUGGAAAAUUCGUUAUUUCAUCAAUGUCAGUGUUUGUUCCAAGUUCAGACCUAUCGCGUGAAAAUCGAAUCCAGGUAGAAGCUCAUGAACAAGGAUGGAUGUUCGCAUGUUGAUUCGCGAAAUGAUUGCAGGAACUUGACGAAAAUUUGAUGAUUGUUAGCGUAGCGAAUUGUGACAGCUUACAAGGUUGUAAUGUCAAUUUGCAAUCCAUUGUUAAACUCUUUCUCUCUUUCUCUUUCUGUAUAUUUAUGUCAUCAAUAACGGGUACACGUCUGUUCGAUCAAUGACUUCGCUCGAAGGUAAUGAAGACAUGACAUGCGACGUACGAGUUUGCAAUGUCUUAUGUUUUAUGGUUGCACGUCUUUCCGAAUCGCACGAUCAUGUAUCAUAUUGGAAAACGAGCAAUCGCACUCCGGUGAUUUGUAAGGUCAUCAUCAUCAACGAAAGUCACAUUAGUGGAAUCUGAACGCUGAUGACCCGUCACCAACACACGAGUAUGAAACUUACGAUUAGCGGAGAGCAACACAUGCUCGAAUGUGAUUUUCCCGCCAGAUUAGUUACGUGUGAAUAUAUUUGCCACGUGAUAUUGAUGGGAUCGUCUGGACCCGAUCUGCGAGUUGGUCAGCGUUCUUCAGUUUUAUGGAAGGUGGAGAAUUUAAGCGGACUUCGAAUUUCUAAAACAUACUCGCAACUGGGGCGUCGUUUUUUCUUUCCUACCAUGUAGCAAGUUGGAGCUCGAUUGCACUUUGUUUUCACAUUGAUCAACAUGUGUUCACGGAUUCAAAUUUCUUCUGUUUAGGAACACAAACUUAUAUGAAAUGAUCAUCUAAUCGAAAACUGAUCAAAAUCAUAUUACAUACCAACCAUGUAAUAUUGUAGUUAUUUAGAUUGAUUAAUAAGGUAUAGCAAUUAUUGCACAAAUCGUGUAGAUUGUACAAAUUAGAAUGAUAACGAAGGUAAGAUUUUGUUAUUGUCAAAUAUUUCCUUGUAUAUCGACCAUCCAUGGGACUGAACUGAACGAAUCACCAACUAAAGAUGAAGACGAAUAUUUGUACUCCCAGAAAAAAAAAUCCCAAGGAACUCUCGAAAGCAGAGGAGGAAUACCAUUGUAUCGAUCAGGUGAUAUUUACUUGUGUAAAUUGAAACUCACGUGGAGUAGUGACUUUUAGUACGGUGGACUUCAGACAUUAAAGAACUGUGUAAGAACUUUGUUGCUGGGAAGACUGAUACUAACUGCCUUUCAGGUUUUUACUGUCUUUGACAAGUUGUUGACCUUUCUGAUUUGACAAGUUUAACGACGCAGAAACACGGCGUGUCGAUGAGGUAGUCUUGAAAUGAUUUAGAUAGAUGACUGCCGCAAUGAUGAAAUUAUUAAGAAUGUGGCAUGGUGCAUUCUCAUCAAUGUAGGACGGCUUGAUUCGAAUCAUCGGAUCAUCGCGUCGGGUCGUUAGGUGGUGGCGUUACCCGACCUUUUGCGAAGACAUGCCCCUUUGUUCAUGAAAUUUCGGGGUAAUGUAUAUGAAAUAUAUGUCUCUAAUCUACAAAUGGUCUGGUCUAAUUUAUCCGACACUUUGUGAAAACCCUACGGAAAAUCUACAAAAGGUCGCGUCAUCUUCCGCUUUCGUCUUACAAAAGGUCGUAUAAGACGACCACCCGACUGGCGCGAUGACCUGAUGAUUUGAAGUAUGCCACAUAGGUCAAAGAUGGACUGGGAAUUAAAGGGAGAAUUGGGUUGAUUGGCAUUUUUGGCUUUGGGACCUGUCAAUUUAUGGCCAUUGGGGCGAUAUAACAAGGUGCGAUUGCACCAAAAUACCUGUUUACCACCAGUCCGUUUUUAUUCACUGAUCCCAAACGUUUUGGCAUUUAAAAGAGCACUUUGUUUGGGGUUUUUGUAAGCUCGUGUGCCAUUAUGGCGAAUAUGAGAUGUAAAAGCCAUGAUUAAGCUCUGAUUAAUCAUUACAGUGGGAUUCACUGACAUAAAUCGAGAGAUUUGGAUCGACUAACGAAGAGGAAAUUCAAAUCACUAAAUGAAGGCGACGGUUGUCUCGAGUUCGCCAUUCGAUUACCCGUUCUUGUCAAGAGAUGGCGGUAUUUUACAAAGAAAUGGCGUUCUGAAGAACAAAAGGUGUUAUACGACUCAACUCAGUACUUGCGUGUCAUAUUUUUUUUACCACAUAUAUAUUUUGUGACUUAUUAUCAACAUGUGUGUGACUUUCCCGGCAUUGCCGAUACAAACAUGACGUUCGUAGGAGGAUGUGAAAUAACUUGAGGACGGAAUUGUGUAUGAUAAAUGUAUUUAUGACAAAAUAGAAUGUUGAAAAUUACUUUUUUUCACAAAUGGAAUGUUGGAAAUUACUUUUUUCCAAAAUGGUUGAGGAAGAGGGUACGAGGAUGAUUUUAUCCUCGAACACCUCGUGCAGGACGAUUUUUUUAUAGUCGUGCGAUUGUAUAAAGACGGUUUAGCACUGCCACAAAUGCUAUGUGUUAUGUAUUUGAGAAAAGCACUUCUAUUUUCCGAAACAGAAUUGCCGAGAGCAAACGAACUUUGCCGAUCGUUCGGGUGAGAGUAAAGAGUCGUUUUCAGUGUGGACGAAACGAUACGUACAAUGUACAUUUCAACUCAGUUUUGCAUUCUCUAAUUUGUAAGAAAAUGAUAAAAUCGACAUUUGUAGUUAACUAUUAUAAUGGUAGAUAUAUCAGCAGUACGUAAGUAUGUAUAAUACUAUGGAACGCCGUGCGUGGAUUAUUUUCAUAAAUGCAUUACGAGGCGUGUUGAUCACGUGACCAUAAGUGUUUUGUUUCGUUAUGUUAAAAGUAAAUUGUCUGCGAUUAUUUUUUUCAAUAUAUUCCAAAAUAGAGAGCAUUUAUCCAGAGGCAUAUUGUUCCAGUUAUUGUGUACAGAGUAGUCUUAUUAGGCCUAUAAUAUUCAUUGUAUAGCAAGCAUCUAUGCCACCUCCCCCUCCCCCCCCCCCCUUCGCAUUCCUUCACAAAGUCAUCAUUCAGACGAUGUAUACGACAAUGGUAUCGCUACCCAUCAAACUAAAUAGGCUUUCUUCCUGAUCAUAAUUCCAUCAAAAAUCGCAAAGAAGAGGAUUACGUUUCCCAACAUUGUGAUUCAGUGACAAAGCUCAUAUUUAAAAGACUAACUGUCAUGAAAAAGGAAAAUUUAUAUCACAUAUUUUUGUUGGCAUUCCUGAUGAAACGUGAAUUUGAUGCCGGAAGUAAAAUCCAUUGAUAUGCUGCAGUCUGUUUUUCUUCUUCUUUUUGUUUUUGUAUAGUCACGUGAGACGUUUGUAUUUUCUAAAUCAUAUGCUGAUGCGUUCAAAUGCCCUUUUUACUUGGUUGUUCUCUUCGCGAAUUUCAGUGCAACAUUUAAUUCGUCAGAGUGUGAACGUGAUUUUAACAAUUAUUUUGUUUCAUCUCGAAACAUAGCGAGAACUGUGGUAUAUUGGUUAAAGGUCUUGUCUCUUAAACGAAAGGUCCGGGAUUCGAUCCUUGCUCUGUUCUUACACCUUUGGACAGGGUGUUCACCCACAUUUAUACGGAAUUAUACCACUCCACCUUGGUGUAAAUGGCUAGCUAGCAAUGUUUGGGUAAUAGUAAUUUCAGGGCCUGCUGGAAGAGCAGUAUAACUCCUGAUUUGGCUACCAUUGGUAGAUUAAACCGAGAUAGUGUUCAUUAUUUUAUCAUAUUUUAAGAGGAUGCACGUUUUAGUCUUUCCAAAGAUGAUAAUUAAGGGUGUUUACAUCAUGUAGAUAGGAGUGAUGCCUAAUCUUUUAUUAAAACAAUCAUUUAUGAAACGAAAAUCUCUUGCCAUUUAAAUAUGAAAAGAAAAUAUAUCUGGGACACCACAGUCGCAGCUGCAUUAUAUUCUUCUUCUUUUUUUUUUAUAGCAAAUGUUACAUUUGUUUUCUGUAUUAGAAGAUAUAGUAGAUAUCUCAUUUAUAUUUUGUAUACCUGUCUUUUUUUUUACAUAAUACUUCAUUUUAUUAUCAAUUUUAUCUUUCCAUAAAAUACCGAAGUCUUAUCGUACAAUAUGUUGUAUUGGAACGAUAUUUUUUCGAUUUAUUUACUGAUUUGUAGGAAAUUCCUGUCCGCCCUUUGUAAAAAUGUUUGCAACAUCCAGUGGUAUAUAAAGAGGUCAGAAAAUUAAACUUGCAAAAAUAAGCAUAAAAGGGUAUGGUAUACCUAAGACUUUCCGUUGGACCACUUUAAUUUUGCUAAAACUGCUGAAUUAUCAAUAUCACAGUUAAACAAAUGCUUUUAAAAAUGUAUUUAAUUUUAAUUUAGUUUUCAUAAAGGCCUCCAUUUUCACACACUUAUCGAUGAACAUGCUCUCAUCAAAAAGUCUUUCCAAUUGUUUAUUUGUUCAGAUUGAAAGUAUAAUUAUUGUAACAAUUGAUACUCCCCAUGUUUCAAUAUACGUGUAGAAGCCCAUUCGCCAUGAAGAUGAUUCCAUAACUAUUAUAUAGUUAUAAUAAAAUGAUUCUGAGGAGGCGUUAUUCAUAGAUCUAUUGUUCCUAUUUAAUUUGUAUGCUUUUGCUUAAAUCACGUGACCUUUCCUACUGUAUCAACACGGGACAGUUUGUUUCAUAAUACCACAUGACUCUAGAAGAAAGAAUAUAUUAUGUUUUAGAGAAAAACAAUCAAGAGUUAAAACACCCGCAUACACAUAAGUAGAAAAUAAUUUUGUAUUACUUCGCGGAAUUAUAUAAAUAAUGGUACUUGUUUUAUGUCAAUCAGCGUACGUUCGUUUAACUAAUGUUUAUGUGAUACUUUGUCAUUUAAUGUAUAAUGUACACCAUUUAUCUAUUUGAAGAAGACAAAAAGUGUUAAUGGUUAUACGUCUGUGUUGCAAAAUAAUUGUUCAUGCUUGUUAUAAAAAUUAAAAACUGUAACCACUUUAAAAAGUACAUGAACACUCGCCUGUAAAUAUAAAUGUGAAAAUGAAAA